AUGGAUGAAGUAACCGAGUUUGUACAUUCUAAAGUCAUGGUAAAGACUUAUAACGGUGUUUCUUAUCAAGGUGUUCUUUUAGGUAUUGAUCCUUAUUUAAAUGUUGUUUUACAAGACGUGCUAAUUAAUUCACAAGUAAAGAAAUCAUCCCUCUUUAUUAAAGGCUCAAAUGUACUGUAUAUUGGGUUGAAUGUGAAUUGA
Messenger RNA from Nematocida homosporus, 201 nucleotides. Its product is annotated as U6 snRNA-associated Sm-like protein LSm6. Gene Ontology annotation, molecular function: RNA binding. Lineage: Eukaryota; Fungi; Microsporidia. Bases 1 to 201 code for a protein of 66 amino acids. The record is from RefSeq and is a predicted model, not a curated record. The transcript has a single exon.